Molecule: messenger RNA, 3309 nt
Organism: Erpetoichthys calabaricus (reedfish)
Lineage: Eukaryota; Metazoa; Chordata; Cladistia; Polypteriformes; Polypteridae
Exons: 20
Coding region: 302-2329 (675 amino acids)
Source: RefSeq, a predicted model, not a curated record
AAUGAUUUGGGAUCACAGCGACCAGACAGUCAAUGUAUGACCUUAAGAGUGUUUGUGAAGAGCAGACCUGCUGCAAAUCUGUGAUCACAAUCUCCGAGUCAAAUAAUCUUAACACCACAAACAGAGCGCUGCAGUGUUUUCGAUCACAGAGCGGUUUAACAGGAACCUUUCUUCACUCGGCUGUGUUACGCCGGGGGACACUGUUUCUCGCAACAUUCCCGCCAUCCGAACCUUUGCACACAAACAAUACUGCAUUGUUUGCAGGUUGUUAAAUGCGCCGUCCUCAUUUAAGGGCUCGAAGAUGACUACGCUCAUGAGGUUUCCGAGACUUCGGCAUGCAAAGUCAUACUUUUAUUACAACUGUCACCCCGGUGCUGCCCCGAAGUGCACUUCGAAGAAAACAUUCUGGAGCCUCAGCUACUCGCGUAACUCACUGAAGAAAAGUGUCGGCAGCAUUGUGUGCUGUUACGUCCAGACACCCAGAAGAAAUGCCUCGACGAGUCAGAAGACUGUCCGGGUCGGCUGCGCCUCAGGCUUUUGGGGAGACACGGCCACCGCAGUUCCACAACUUGUGUAUGGAGGGAAGCUGGACUUCCUUGUGUUUGACUACCUGUCUGAGAUAACUAUGUCUCUGCUUGCAGCUGCUAAAUCCAGGUCAACGGACCUUGGGUACACACCGGAUUUUGUGCAUACAGCUAUGGCUCCUUACAUUAAAGACAUCCAUGAAAAAGGAAUCCGUGUGGUCAGUAAUGCAGGUGGUGUAAACCCCCAAGCUUGUGCUGUCGCUCUGCGGGAGGUAGUGAAGAAAGCCGGCCUCAGCAUGAAGAUUGCAGUCAUCACAGGAGAUGACAUGAUGGCCGAGAAAGAUUCACUUAAGGAGGCAGGAACUACGGAUAUGAACAGCAAUCGGAUAUUUCCAGAAAAUAUAACAAGCAUAAAUGCCUAUUUAGGUGCAUCACCUAUAAAGAGAGUCCUGGACCUCGGAGCUGAUAUUGUGGUGACCGGACGAUGUGUCGACAGUGGGUUAGUGCUGGGACCACUCAUGCAUUCGUUUGGCUGGAAACCACAACAAUAUAACCUUUUGGCAGCUGGCAGUCUUGCAGGACACUUGAUUGAGUGUGGAUCUCAAAGUACAGGAGGGAUAUUCACAGAUUGGCAUAAAGUGCCAGCCUGGGAUAAUAUAGGCUUCCCAAUUAUUGAAUGCUCGUCUGAUGGAACAUUCAUUUUGUCGAAACCUCCAAAGACGGGUGGUCUUGUGUCAUUUGGCACUGUAGCAGAACAGUUGGUGUAUGAAAUUGGAGACCCAAGUUGUUAUCUUCUUCCUGAUGUCACGUGUGACUUUUCCCAGGCUACCAUUACUGAAAUUCCAGGUAUUGACGGUGGAGCUGUACGAGUGCAGGGUGCAAGGGGUUCCUCUCCCUCAAACAGCUACAAGGUUUGUGCCACCUAUAUGGAUGGAUACCGAGCCACAGCAGUGUGUCCUGUGGGGGGCCCAAGGUCGGUGGAAAAGGGAAGACGAACAGCAGAAAGUAUUUUAAAGAGAACACGGAGAAUAUUUAAGCAGCUUGGGCUUGAUGAUUUCACUGCUGUAAAUUUACAAGUGCUUGGCUCCGAAGAUACUUAUGGACCACAUGCAAAUACAAAAGAUUAUGGACCUCGUGAAGCCGUGGUGUGGUUAGCCGUUCAUCAUCAUCAAAAGCAAGCUUUAGAAAUUUUUGCAAGAGAAAUUGCGCCUGCUGGAACAGGAAUGGCUCCAGGACUAACAGCAAUAGUUGGAGGACGGCCGAAAAUGUCCCCGGUGCUGAAGCCUUUCUUUUUCCUGCACCCCAAAGCAAAACUAAAGGUUGAUGUUUAUAUUAAUGAAGAACACAUUGAAACAAUGGAAGAAAACGGCAUUCCUGAAGCCACUUCUGCCAUGCCCCCGAAGAAAGAGAAAAAGGGGGAUGACCUGAAAGACUUACCAAGUGGUCCACAUAAAUACAGAUUAGAAGACCUUGCCUAUACAAGAAGUGGAGAUAAAGGUGACACUGCUAAUAUCGGUGUCAUAGCACGUCACCCCCUUUAUUACCCAUAUUUAAAGAAAACCCUGACGGCUCACGCAGUGGAAGAAUAUUUUCAACAUCUGAUAAAGAAGGACGUAACUACAGCACCGUAUGUUUCAAGGUACGAGCUGCCCGGAAUCCAUGCUUUGAAUUUUGUUAUAAGGAACUCCUUGGGUGGUGGAGGGGUUGCAUCCCUUCGUAGUGACCCUCAGGGUAAAGCUUUUGGGCAGAUGCUGUUAGAUUUCAAGAUAAGAGGAGUACCCAACUUGAAAUCCCUGAUAGACUAGGUGGUCUGGUAAAUAAAUUGCAUUUCCAUCCGUAGCAUUAGUGCCUGCGUGUUAACGGCUUACACAGGAUAUAGAAAAACGUAAGCUGCUACACGCAACUGUAGACAUUUCUUUUAUACGAUAAACAGACUUUGUUAACAAUUUCAUUGAGCUUCUCUGAUUUAUCAAAUGUAUGAAACCACUAUAAUGGAUCUACAUUCAUGUACUGUAAAAGUGGCAAAAUACUUUCAUAGUUUACAGAUCUAUAUUUUUUAAAUUACUAAAAUAAAAAGAAAAAAAGACUCCAGCAGCAUUUCCACAAGUUAUAUUUUGUAGCAGGCAGUUUACUGCUGGUCUGCAAAUGGGUGAUUAUGUUUUGAAAUUAAACACGGUGCCAUAGACAGUCGUUAUUUUUAUAUUAAUGCUCGUUUGGCUUGUAAUGAUUUAGAACUGCUGCUCUAAGCGUAGUCUUCUUUUUUAAGUGCAGAACUAACAUGUUUACAAGUGUUAUGCAAAAGGAGACGGUACGACUUUACUAAAGUGGCCUUCUACGUUAAGCUGCUCCUUCUCCUACAUUUCAAUUAUAAAAGUGCCUUUACAGCGCUGAAAUACAUGUGUUUGAGGUCAGUCCAGAAGAAAAGUCUUCUUAUGGGGAAAUGUAUAAAAACUGAAGAGCCGUGCCUGUAAAAUCAUAAAGUUUUAAUAAAGAUAAAGCAAAUGUAAGUAAGCGCAUUACAAAAUCUUCACUUGAAUUUGUAUCUUUGCUUUUGAACAAAUAAAAUAUGAACUUAUAGAAUUCUUUGUUUCAGCAUUUUGCCUUGGAAUCAAAAGUAGUUUGUGUUAUAAGGGGUUAGCUAGCAGCUACAGUAGAUACAAUACAAUACAAUUUAUUUUUGUAGAGCCCAAAAUCACACAAGGAGUGCCGCAAUGGGCUUUAACAGGCCCUCCCUCUUGACAGCCCCCCAGCCUUGACUCUCUAAGAAGACAAGGAAAAACUCCCA